Corapipo altera (White-ruffed manakin) is the source of this 2725-nucleotide messenger RNA. It is a transcript of the gene GCNA, whose product is annotated as germ cell nuclear acidic peptidase. The record is from RefSeq and is a predicted model, not a curated record. Gene Ontology annotation, cellular component: nucleus. The transcript has 10 exons. The coding region runs from base 1 to 1758 and encodes 585 amino acids. NCBI's taxonomy places the organism in Eukaryota, Metazoa, Chordata, Aves, Passeriformes, Pipridae.
AUGCGCGGUGCCCCGGAAGCCGUGAGGGGCGCGGGCGGUUCGAGCGCGAUGGAGCGGGCGGAGGGAGCGGCCGGGGCCGCGCUGGGAGCGGCGCCGCCGGCACAGGGCCCGCGGGACGGGGCAGGGCGGGCACGGGCCGGGAGCGGGGCCGGGCAGGGGCAGGGCCCUCAGGGAUCGGACGGGGCAGCGGCUACAGGCGAGCGGAGCCCCGGGAGAGCGGCCGCGUGGAGCCAGGGCCGGCGGGGCGGAAGCCACGGCCUGUGCUUGUCUUCCAGCAGUGAUGAGGAAUUUGAGAUGUUUUUAGCCAGAAUGAAAACUCCCAAAAGUGUUCCUAAAAAGGCAGAUGCAAGUUUGAAAGACUUCAUUGAUGACUCAGAUGAUUUCUUCUUGGACCUUAAAGCGAGAAAGAGCACAAAAAAGAAUGCACCAAAGGAUCUUCAGACCCCAAGGAAGUUGAUGAGUUCUGGAAAGAAAAGCACUUGCUGCCAAGAAUUGCAUUAUGGAGAGAGUUCAAGUGACACUGAGGAUUCUGUCUUUGUAGAAAGCCCUUGGCUUGACCACCAAAAAGGGGGAGUAAAAGACUGGAAAGAAAGACAGAGGUGCACAAAACUGUCACCUCCACAAAAUCUGAAAGAGUCACUUUCCAAAGGCAGUCCAGAUUUGCCUGUUAGAAGGAAAGAAAGAAACUGUGAGAAGAGUACAGAAAAUAAAUUGCCCACUGUGGCAGUAGAGUCAGACAGCUCAGAUGACAGCUUUGAAUCGUUAAUGGAACGGAUAAAGAAGCGAGGUCUGCCCCAAAAACCAGUCUUAGGCACAAGUAAAACCGUCUAUCAGCCCAGCUCAGCAGAAAACAUCAAGCCACCCUGCAAAGAUGCACAGCCCUUGAAAGGGGAGGGAGUCAAGGUACCAAGGCCAAGCUCCACUUCAGUUGCAGAAAUAUCUUCCAAGACAAGGACUCCUGCAAGAAUUCCUGGGAACGAAUUGCUCAGUUGCUCACAAUCAGCAAAGACAGAUAGAAGGCUCAGGGUAUGCUCAGUGCCUGGUUGUUUCUUGCAAGAUCUUUCAAAUCCCACUUCCCACUACGUGAAGUAUUUCAAGAAGAAUAAAGAGGAGCUGGCACAGAAGCUCUACAAACUGUUUAACAGCACCAUCUUUGAUCAGAAGUUACCAGAGACAAUGGAGAUAAUCUGGAAUAAGAAGAUGAGAAAAACAGCAGGAUAUUGUGUGACAGGGCAGACAGGUCCUGAACAGAAGCGUUACGCUCGCAUAGAACUCUCUGAGAAAGUCUGUGACUCUGCAGAUCGCCUUCGGGACACGCUGAUCCACGAGGUUUGCCACGCAGCCACCUGGCUCAUCAGCGGUGUUCGUGACGGACACGGGCGGUUCUGGAGGUUCUAUGCCAACAAAUCAGCUGUAAUUCAUCCAGAGCUGCCAGUAGUAACACGGUGCCACAGCUACGAGAUCAACUACAAAUUCACCUACGAGUGUGCUCAGUGCAAAGCUAAGAUCGGCCGGCACUCCAAGUCCCUGGACACGGAGCGGUUCGUGUGCGCGUUCUGCGGGGGGCGGCUGUGCCUCAGCCAGCCCCCGGGCAAGGGGGGCACUCCUGCCAGGACACAGCUCACACCCUUUGCCAAGUAUGUGAAGGAAAACUACGGACUGGCCAAGAGAGAGCAGCAGGGGCUGAGCCAUGCAGAGGUCAUGAGGAAACUCGGUGCUGAUUUCGCUUUGAAAACCAGGCUUGAUGAUUUAUUUUAACAUCUCAAUAGAUUUCCUUACUUGGUGCCACUUAAAUUUUGUAUAUGGAGUAGUAGAUGAGUCUAACAUGAGGAUUCCAGAUAACUGUAAUAUUUUAGUGCUAAGUACUUCUAAUAAAGACCUUAAGGCCUUUUCUAAAAUGGGCAAGAGUGAGCAAAAAUGAUGACAGCUAGUCCAGGGUGAUGCACAAGUCAGGGUAUCCUUAGACUUCAGAGGAACACCACCUGUGCCUGGGAAGAUGCAAUUCCAGUCCCCCCCUUUGGGACUGACUCACUAUGUUUGGCUGGAAUUUUCUGAGCAGCACUUACCCAUAGUGCUCCACAGCAUGUCUUCAGUGACUCCAGUGAGCAAUGGAUUUACUCUUCCAUCUGGGUACCUGAUAUGCUGUAGGCUCUGUGCAUAUGCUGAGAAACUGCUGGGUGUGCAUCUGUCUGGGAUUGCCAGGUGAAAGAAAGUCCAGGCCCACCAGCCCUCUGAUUCUAGCUGAAUGAUUUCCAGGCAGGAAACGGGGCAGACUGGAGUUGGGCUUCAACAUGGGUUCAGAUAUUCUCCCAUGUGGAGUCUCUUGAGUGAGUGACCCUUAGCUGUUUUUGUUAAAAUUAAGUGGGUUUUGUUAAAUUAAUUAAAAUUAGUGGUUAAAAUUAAUGGUGGCUUAAAUCUGUUAGAAAAAGUGAGUUUUUACAAGGCCUUCUGGCCCUGAGUGAGACUGAAGCUCUUUGAUUGAAAAUGUGAAUGCAAUGUACCUCAGUCAUUGAGAUUUCAGAGAAACUAAAAUAGAUGCAAGAGGUCAGGGUAGGGAAAGCAAAUUCAAACACUUUCCACCACAGAAGGGGGAGGUCUAGUCAGAUGAUUUAAGUCUUUCACAUAAAAUAUGACUGAAUGUGUGUCUUCUGUAAGCAAAUUGCUCAGGGAAUGUAAUAAUAUUGAAUAAUCAAUAAAUGCUAAUGUUGUACCAACGGUGGCAAUG